AUGACUUCUAAGCCAAAAUCGCCAUCCAGCCUCUUCACCAUGCCGCGACUGGCUAAUUUGCGAACAGGGUCAACGGACUAUGAGUAUGGCCAACUCCCGUAUAAUCACACACCUGAUGGCGAACGUAUGUUGCUGUCCUUCACUCUCUAUUCUCCCUCGAAAUUUGUAACCACUAAUGUUUCUUCAGGUGAUGUCGCCAAUUGCAAAUUCCCUUCAAUACCUAAGAAGAUGGACGAAAGGUGGAAGCGAAAUGCCACCUGGGGAAUUAUAGGGACUGCCUUCUUCCUAAUGGUCAGUUUUACGGGAGUCGCGAUAGCUUUCACCGUAGUGUUCGCGGUGAAAUCCCCCAAUGUUGGCGGCUACAGGUCCGACAGCCCAGAAUACGCGCUCUACAAAAACACUCGAUUUGAGGAAUGCUACAGGGCACCAGGAUCCACGACAAAUUGUACCGCCAUGCGGGUCGCACUGAAUAGCAGCACCAUUACUGGCUUUGGGUACCUCCGCAGUAGCGCGGUAUUGAACGAGAACAACAGCUCGGAAUGGUGCGAAGCCGUGAGCUGCUUCAAUGACUACAAGGUCAUUCCGUCUACUCCACGCGAUUCGGCCAUGUGGCCGACUCUCCUCACUAGCUGGGCCACAUGUGCUGGCUUUCUAGUAGGAUCACUGUUUCAGCUUUUGUUACAGCAGAAAGCGUUGUACAGCCCGAGAAACAAGCCUUGCAAAGGGCUCGGUGAGGUACACUGGUACAGUUGGCUCUUUAUUGGCUAUGAUCUAGUUUCGUUCAUUUGGUGGUGGGUGUCAUUUGGUAAACUGGCUGCCGCGCCAGAGAGCGCUGCCACACCCUUCAUAGUUGGCUGGGUAAUCCCCUGGAAAUAUGCCGGCCUGUUCAGAUACCAUCCAUUUUCUUGUGCCUUUGGAACCAACCGUCGUGGGAAAAAUGUUGCACGGGGGAUCUUUUACAUCCUAGCAGUCAUCCAGUGGAUUGCUUCGUGGUACGUGAUCCAUAUCAAUCUUCCCUCCCUUACGGCUCCUGGCCCUGGUUGGGGCCUGCGUGCGCCGGAUCCAAGCUACGAUUGCGUGCAGUCUCAAAUCGACGCUGCGCCCGGAGCUUCGACUUGCUCAGCGACACAGAUCUGCUCACGCAAUUGGCUGUUCGUUGAUUUUGGGUUUCAUCUCUUAUAUCUGAAUGCGAACCCACUUAUCGCUAUCGGGUUAAUCUUCCUUGCAUUGACACUACUGGCCCUUUCGCCUCUCGCCAUGAUGAUCUUUGCUUGUUUCUUGAGAGAUAAAAGCCCGAGCUUAUCGCCUCGUAGCAUGCUACGAUGGGCAGAUCCAGGACCGAUUGCUAUCAUUUCCUUGCUCUCCGUUUUUGAGAUUAUUACUGGGUGCAUACUGGUUGUCGAUAUGGUAAAGAGACUCAAUGGUACUCCGGACGCGACAGUCGCUUUCGACUGGGAGUGUCAGGCUAUUCAUGUGGCCUUGAGUCCUUGGAGAUAUUACAUUGAUCUGGACUAUGAACGGGGGUGGCGGAUUGCUAAGUUGUGGUUCAAUUCGUGA
Aspergillus oryzae RIB40 is the source of this 1557-nucleotide messenger RNA. RefSeq lists its product as uncharacterized. Lineage: Eukaryota; Fungi; Ascomycota; Eurotiomycetes; Eurotiales; Aspergillaceae. Bases 1 to 1557 code for a protein of 518 amino acids. The transcript has a single exon. The record is from RefSeq and is a predicted model, not a curated record.